Henningerozyma blattae CBS 6284 is the source of this 750-nucleotide messenger RNA. Its product is annotated as PICOT family protein. Gene Ontology annotation, molecular function: 2 iron, 2 sulfur cluster binding. Lineage: Eukaryota; Fungi; Ascomycota; Saccharomycetes; Saccharomycetales; Saccharomycetaceae. Bases 1 to 750 code for a protein of 249 amino acids. The record is from RefSeq and is a predicted model, not a curated record. The transcript has a single exon.
AUGGCUGUUAUUGAUAUUGUUGAUCAAGACCAAUUCACCAAAUUAACGACUACAGAUGCUGAAGGUAAAUUACUAUCUUUAUAUUUCCAUACUGAAUGGGCUGAGCCAUGCAAGGCUAUGACUGAAGUAUUCAAGGCAUUAAGUGAAGAGCCAACUCAAAGUGACGUAUCAUUCUUAUCUAUUGAUGCUGAUUCUAACCCAGAGAUCACUGAAUUGUUUAGUAUUUCUGCUGUUCCAUAUUUUGUUUUGAUUCAAAAUGGUUCAAUUUUAAAAGAAGUAUCAGGAGCUGAUCCAAAAGAAUUCAUUAAAGCUUUAAAUGAAACAAAAUUAUCUAUUAAUAACUCCAGCUCUACAGGUAAAGAUCAACAAGCCACCUCAACAUCCACUGGCAAUGACGAAGAAGAAGAUGAUGAAGAAGAAGAAGAGACAGAAGAAGAAUUACAAGAAAGAUUAAUAAAAUUAACACAAGCAGCCCCAGUAAUGCUAUUUAUGAAAGGUAAUCCUUCAGAACCAAAAUGUGGAUUUUCUAGACAAAUGGUCGGUAUACUGAGAGAACAUCAAGUUCGUUUUGGUUUUUUUGAUAUUUUAAAAGAUGACUCAAUUAGACAAGGACUAAAGAAAUAUUCAGAUUGGCCAACUUUUCCUCAAUUGUAUCUAAAUGGUGAAUUCCAAGGUGGUCUAGAUAUUAUCAAGGAAUCUUUAGAAGAAGACCCUGAAUUCUUCCAAAACACACUUCAACCUUCCGCAUAA